Dreissena polymorpha is the source of this 438-nucleotide messenger RNA. RefSeq names its product neurotrypsin-like. The record is from RefSeq and is a predicted model, not a curated record. NCBI's taxonomy places the organism in Eukaryota, Metazoa, Mollusca, Bivalvia, Myida, Dreissenidae. The transcript has 3 exons. The coding region runs from base 49 to 438 and encodes 129 amino acids. Gene Ontology annotation, cellular component: membrane.
UUUAGUGGUUGUUUUAUCAAAUACAGUUUAACCACGGAUGACGAAAGAAUGAAGAUGAUCGUGGCUCUUUGCCUUAUUUUUUGGAGUCGUGUUGCUUUGGGCUCGACUAAACAAGUUAGUGUUGAGUUGGUUGAUGGACCCAAUAAACAUUCUGGACGUGUGGAAAUAAUCAUUGGGAACCGUCGCGGUACGGUAUGUGAUGAUUCAUGGGACGAUAAAGAUGCAUCAGUCAUUUGCAGAUUGCUUGGCCACGGUGGUGGGAAAGCGAUGAUAAAAGCCUACUUUGGUCAAGGCAGUUCGAGUAUCCUAUUGGAUGACGUUCAAUGUGACGGUAACGAAACAUCUAUCCUUUCUUGCCGUCAUUCCGGAGUUGGCGUUCAUGACUGUGUGCACAAUGAGGAUGCAGGAGUUAUAUGUAGCCCUAUAUGUGGUGAGUAG